UGAAGAUUUAAUAGAGGAAUGAGUUAACCCAUGGUGGCAUCAUAUGUGUUGAGUUGUCCAAAACUGGAAGGGCGAGUCAGUUCCCACUCUUCAGGCGUCCUUUACACCAUCCCAGAACCAGAGAGCAUUGAAUCCAACCCUGCUUAUGCAGCAGCCUCACUACGAUAUGGUGGCCAACACCUUUUAUGAGGAACUCUCACUUGACGCUUUUAACUCAUCAUCCAGUUUAUGCCCAAACCACAGUGCUCACCAAUACUAUCCACAAUUUCUCCACAACCCACGACACAAACAGCGACACGAGUAUCAACAUUCUUAUCAAUUGUUCCAACAACACCCAAAUCAAUUUCAUCCAUCACCACAACACCAACAACAACCCCAAUAUCUGGGAGCACUUAAUUGUCACCAGCCCCAAGAAGAAUCCACAACCACCGUGUCGUUUUGGAAAGCAUUCAACACGGUGCUCUCUGACGCAAAUGGAAAAAACCAAGAGGGAAACGAAAACUUUGGGGAACUUGAAGCUGUAUACAUAAACGCUCGUAAUAAAAAAAAGACUGAUUCAGCCCUUGCCGUUGAAAACACAUGUAAUGUGGCAAAUGAGUGUCAAUUGUUAGCGACGAAAACAACUGGGGUUGAUGGAGUACGGACGAAGAAAGGUAGGAAAAGGAGGAGAAAGAAGCAAGUGGAAGAAGAAAUGGGUUUGAUGGGUUCAUUUUUCAAGAGGUUGGCGAAGCGUGUGAUUAAGCACCAGGAGGUUCUUCAGAACAAAUUGCUGGAAGCUAUUGAGAGAAUGGAGAAAGAGAGAGCGGAAUGGGAAGAAGGUUGGAGGGUUCGAGAAAGGGAAAUUCACGACAGAGAAGCGAUUGUGAAAGCGCGUGAGCGAGAUCUUGCUUCUAAGAGAGACUCUUCCAUUGUUUCCAACUUAGAGAAGAUAACAGGUCAAAAAAGCUUCGUUCUUGUUUCUUCUGGGAAGAGUAGUCACGAGCAAUUAUCUACAAUACAUGAAUAUUGACAUCAACGAUAUGAAAGGUAGGCAUUUAUUUUAUUCUCUGAGCGAUUCAGUAACGUUGUUGAAUGGUGAAUCUUCAAUUUGAGGUACAAAGAUGGGAUUAGCUCAGAGUUAUGUUAGCCGAUCUUUAAGCAGUUCUUUGGGUUAGUUGCAGUUCUUCAGCAAUGGGCAUCAUUUUUGGUUCGCUGAUAAAAAAAUUAAUGGUGGAAUUUCACAUUGGGUUGUUCUGUUCUGUCUCUUCCACCAUAUUUUUCUUCUUAUCAUAUCAAUUGUUUUCUUUUUCUUCUAUCUCUUACACUCCAUUUGUUUUUUUUACA
This is a messenger RNA of Glycine soja, 1323 nucleotides long. RefSeq lists its product as uncharacterized. Lineage: Eukaryota; Viridiplantae; Streptophyta; Magnoliopsida; Fabales; Fabaceae. Bases 146 to 1009 code for a protein of 287 amino acids. The transcript is spliced from 2 exons. The record is from RefSeq and is a predicted model, not a curated record.